Molecule: messenger RNA, 1506 nt
Organism: Theobroma umbraticum
Lineage: Eukaryota; Viridiplantae; Streptophyta; Magnoliopsida; Malvales; Malvaceae
Product: putative NAD(P)H dehydrogenase (quinone) FQR1-like 2
Cellular component (GO): membrane
Molecular function (GO): FMN binding; NAD(P)H dehydrogenase (quinone) activity
Source: RefSeq, a predicted model, not a curated record
UUCAAAGUUUUAUAAUCACUUUUAUGCCAGCGAAUAUCUCGGCCAGUUCAGACUUCAGACCAACAAACAGCUCAAACAAAGAGGUCAACUCCAUCGUCUAAUACACCACCUACUAUUCCCGCUUUCAUCCUUCUUUUUCCUUCUUCCUCUUGUUUUUCUUGUGUUUUUCUGUGCGGUACAUUUAUAGAAAAACUGAUAGAAACAGAUCCAGUCUUGGAAUAUAUAUUAUCCCAGAAAAGCUACUGUCAAAUUCUUUCUGGAUUCUCUUGAAAACUUUGGGAUUUAGAAAAACGGUAUCAUUAGCUUAAAUAAACCCAUUGUUGUUGAUGGGUAAAGGAGGUGGUUGCAUAUUCAGCAAGAAAAGAUCAACUUUAGAAGCUUCAGAUCAAGAUCCUCCAAACCCUGAUAGGGAUGCUCCUGUUCUUUCCCAGAACGAAACUGCUGCUGCCACGACUACAGCUAUCACAGUUGAAAACAGUUCAUCCCACGAAGUAAAGAAACUAAAAGUAUUCAUAGUUUUUUACUCAAUGUACGGCCAUGUAGAGUGUUUAGCUAAAAGAAUGAAGAAAGGAGUGGAUUCCAUUGAUGGGGUUGAAGGGUUUUUGUACAGGGUUCCGGAGACUCUGCCAAUGGAUGUAUUGGAACAGAUGAGGGUGCCUCAGAAGGAGGAUGAGUUGCCUGUCAUAUCGGUUGAUGAAUUGGUGGAGGCUGAUGGACUGUUGUUUGGUUUCCCAACGAGGUUUGGUUCCAUGGCAUCACAAAUGAAAGCAUUUUUCGAUUCUACAGGGCAGUUGUGGGAACAGCAGAGGCUUGCAGGCGUGCCUGCUGGGUUCUUUGUCAGCACUGGGACGCAGGGUGGUGGCCAAGAGACUACUGCCUGGACAGCUAUCACUCAAUUAGCCCAUCAUGGGAUGCUUUAUGUUCCCAUUGGCUACACCUUUGGUGCUGGAAUGUUCAAAAUGGACUCACUCAGAGGAGGGUCCCCAUAUGGUGCUGGAGUUUAUUCUGGUGAUGGCUCCAGGGUACCAAGCGAAACAGAGCUGGCUCUUGCUGAGCAUCAGGGAAAAUACAUGGCUGCAAUGGUCAAAAGUUCAACAUCUGUUGGAAGAAGAUUUUAUAAUUUUCUUCUGGUCUAUAAAUACACAAUGUGUUUCUUAUCCCAUCUCUCUCUGCAUUUCAACCCCGGUUCUCCCUCUUCUAGGCUGCUAUCCAUUUGAUAAACCGAUCGAAUUUCAAGUUCACGGCUUGGAAAGAAAUAACGAUCUUGAGAGAAGAAUAGUCCUCUUGCACGUAGCGCCUUGGCUUAAAUCCCGAUUGGUGCUGGCAACUGGCAACUGAAAGAAACUAGCAAAUAUGCAGCAAAGUAGUUCAUUAGAAACUGAAUGAGAACUUAUUGAAAAGCGGAGAAUAGCCAAGAUAUGGGUCGCAUGAUAAAGCAUGAUUUCCCUUUUCAUUGAUGUAAAAUAUAUGUCCUUGCUUGCAAAGAUGAAAUAAAUAAAUACAUGA